Aureobasidium pullulans EXF-150 is the source of this 1674-nucleotide messenger RNA. Its product is annotated as cytochrome P450. NCBI's taxonomy places the organism in Eukaryota, Fungi, Ascomycota, Dothideomycetes, Dothideales, Saccotheciaceae. The transcript is spliced from 2 exons. The coding region runs from base 1 to 1674 and encodes 557 amino acids. Gene Ontology annotation, molecular function: monooxygenase activity; heme binding; oxidoreductase activity, acting on paired donors, with incorporation or reduction of molecular oxygen. The record is from RefSeq and is a predicted model, not a curated record.
AUGACUAUCAAAUCUUUCUUCUUACUUGGAGAGGAUCCUUCCACAGCACAAGGGAUCGAAGUCGACUUUACCCACGACAUUGAUACUCUCAAGGAGGAUGUUGGACAGUAUUUCGGAGUAGCUGUUCCUGCUGGCAUUGCAUUCCAGUCAGGAGAGACACAAUUAGAAGACCUCGCCGACGUUGAAGAAGCCAAGUCACCCAUCGCCCUCACAGUAGAUGGCCAUGCUGUCAGAGAAGUACCCGGUCCAAAAGGACUGCCCAUCGCUGGAUCGUACUUUGAAGUCUACCCCGACCAUCUCGGUAAUCAUCAAAGAUUGUUCGAACAAUAUGGCUCCAUUUUCCAGACCACAGAUAUGGGAAGAACAACAUAUUACACAAAUUCGCCUGAAAUUGCAUCCAUCUGCUUUGCCGAAGGAGAUUACUGGGCCAAGAUAAUCAACAAAGAUCACCCCCUCUACCAAAUCAAGGAGCCCAUGGCUGGUGUUUUCCUGUCGGACUCUAACACUGAGGCUUGGAGUGUAGUGCACAAGUACCUGGCACCUGCUUUAUCGCCCAAAGCAGUACGUCACUACACACCACAAAUGCAAGAGACUGCAGAACUUUCCUUCAAGGUGUUCGACGAGCUUGAUGAAAAGGAGGAAGCAUGGAAUGUCUACCAAUACAUGUUCAAGAUGGGCUCAACUGCUAUCGGCAAGCUGGCAUUGGGCAUUGAUCUCCACCAUUUCGAUAGCGUUGAUGCUCCCCUCCACGAAUUGGUCGUCAAGGUUGGUGUCAAUCUGGAGCUGAACAAGAAGAUUUCAACACGAGGAGACUGGUACAGCCAUCUACCAUUCGGUGAGCCUAAGCAGCUCAAGGAUACUAAGAAUAGACUCGGACAGCUCAUCGGCGAGGCCAUGGAGAACGCAAAGAAGGACGGCGCAGAAGACCUACCCAUCGCCGAAGCCGCACUCAAAGCCGAUUGCAUUGCCGAUUACCUAGCCCGAGCCAUCGACCCAGACGGUAACAAAAUGCCCGAAAAAUACAGAACUCCCGCCACCCUCGUCGCCGUCGGUGCCGGUUUCGUUACCACAGCUUCAUUGCUUUCAUGGCUCGUUUUCGGCCUAGUCCAAUACCCCGGAAACCAAGGGCGACUUCUCCAAGAACUCAUCGACUACGGCGUCCACGAUAGAACAACCUGGACACCCGAUCUCGCCAAUGCUUUGCCUUUCCUAGACAAUUACAUCAAGGAAACACAACGUUUGCAUAACCCAUCUUAUCAACCCGGCCGCACAGCACUCAGCGAUACCAUCCUCCCCGGUGGCUACAAAGUACCCAAAGAUUCAGUGAUGAUCGUCGCAAUCCACCAUAUCCACAACAACCCCUCCGUCUGGGAUGACCCCCAUAAAUUCAACCCCGACCGCUGGUCCUCGGAUGCAGCAAAAAACAGACCCAAGGGCUCUUAUGUACCCUUUGCAGCGGGUCCUAGAAUGUGCAUCGGUUUCAACUUUGCUCUCCAGGAAGUCAGAGUGGUGUUGAGUGAAUUGAUCUACCGCUAUGAGUUUACGAAAGCAUCAGAAGAGGAGGUGGAAUAUGAUCCUAGUUUCCAACUGAUCAGGCCGAUGAAUUUGUUCGUUAGAGCGAAGAGAAGGACCACUUGGCCGGAGAAGAAGGAGGAUAAGAAGGUGGAAGCUUGA